Leishmania major strain Friedlin is the source of this 2808-nucleotide messenger RNA. RefSeq names its product putative sphingosine kinase A, B. The coding region runs from base 1 to 2808 and encodes 935 amino acids. The transcript has a single exon. Lineage: Eukaryota; Euglenozoa; Kinetoplastea; Trypanosomatida; Trypanosomatidae. Gene Ontology annotation, molecular function: kinase activity. Gene Ontology annotation, biological process: sphingosine biosynthetic process. The record is from RefSeq and is a predicted model, not a curated record. Gene Ontology annotation, cellular component: membrane; intracellular membrane-bounded organelle; cytoplasm.
AUGCACUCUCUCAGCUCCAACAACACGCCGAGCCCUCAUCCGGCCACGCACCGCCACACGAACCACUCCUCGACACACACCUCGUCGCUGCUGCCGCCGACCGCUUCGCCGGUCUUACAGGCGUCUUGUAUGAGUGCAAAGGAAGACCACAUUGGCGCUGACGCGCAGGGUAUUCCAUCUUCAGCCCUCUUCACCCCAAAGCCGAGAAUUUUCGCGGUGCCAGCCAGCACCGAGUCCCCGCCAUCGCCCGGCGCAACUUGCCAUCACGCCCCCACCGGCGGUAUCAAUGUGAGCGCAGCAACCGGCGUCAGUGCAGCGCACCACAGCGAUUCAGGUAGCAACACCGCAGCACCCACCGCGUCAUCGUCGUCGCCAGCGCUUCAGAAACAGCAGCCGGAACAUUGCGUACCCGCUGCCUACCGUGGGAAGCUCGACGACGCUCCUCACGCUGUGGACGACAACAUGGAAGCUGUCAUUCUCAGCAAGGGCAGGAUCUGCACCCUUGCCUACUUCCCUAGUCGUGGCAGCUUCCGUAUCACGCACGUGUCAAGCAACGGCAAGACGCGCGUAGUCUUCAACAUCCCGGUGCGGAUGAUCAUCAACAUUGAGACCGCGGCCGAGCGUGACGCGCGGCAGCGAGCGCGCCAAGCGAACGACGAUACAAUCAAACUUGUCUUUGCCGAGAGCGGGCGUAACACGAGAAGUCUGCUCUGCAGUUUCCCCUCCGGCGCCGGCGAGGACAACGAAGGAGUGGUGCUUGCCCACUCCGUCAACACAGCUUCCCUCACGCUGAGCUUGCUGGGCGGGCCCCCUCCCACACCGACUGCGUCGCACUUCGGCGCGCACACAGCCGCUUGCGCGGCGGCCACGGCGGCGCCGAGCAUCCGUUACUAUGUCCACUACGUGCAGCAGCGCAACAAGGAGAACCCAUCUAUCCGCACGCUAGAGUUCCAGUCGAGCGGCCCGGCUGAGACGGUUCAGCAUGUUGUGUCAACGGUGGUGCAGCACAUCUACCAGAAAGGUUCGAAGCACAUCAUUGCCUUUAUUAGCGCCAAGUCAGGCAAAGGAAAGGGUGAGCACAUCUUCGAGAAGCACGUGCGCCCCCUGCUGCACUUCAGCCGCCACACAUACCAGGCUCACGUGACACGCCGCGCGCAUGACUGCGAGGACUACGUAGCAAACCUUGAGAACCCGAUGGACAGCAACACCGUCAUUGCCGCCGUUGGCGGAGACGGCAUGAUUCACGAAACUGUGAACGGCGUGCACCGCCGCAAGCUGGCGCUCGUGCGCUGGCUGCGCAGUGUGACAGCCAAUGUGAGCACCGGGAACGGGUCUGUCGUCUCUCCCGACUUGUCUGUCCAUCUGAACGAGGAGAGGUGUGCAGCGGUGCUACUCAAGUCGGGCAGCGCUAACAAAGUGGUGCACCACGGCGAGGCGAGCGUCGACUCUCCUUCUUCACCCUUCAUUGAGCUGGGUUGUGAAGAGAACAAGCGUGACGGUUACGGCGGAAACGGUGUGACGCCGUCGGCGGAGGCGACGGCCCGAGAGGCUUAUCGGCUUGCCCGCUGUCUGGUGCAAGGCGGCUGGGAUGCGCUGAUGCCGCUCGUUGCGACGGUGGCGACCGGAAGCGCCUGCGGCCUUGCCAAGAGCCUUGAUGUCCUCUCCGUCACCGAGGCAGCGCUGUCGCUAGUGCACCUGAGCACGGUGCACAUGGACCUGCUGCUGCUGAACUUCACCCCGAACGAGGAUAUGGUGGAGUUCCACCGCUGCCGUAUGAGCUCGAGGCGACUCGACGCCGCACAGCGCGAGUUCUCGCGGUACAAGGAAGACAAGGCGGCAGAGUUGCAGGAGCGAUCGCGGCUGGGGGAGGCGCCGCAGCUGCCUCCUCGAACGCUGACGGCAGCCGACUGUAUGACACCUUUCCUGAAGGAUGGCUCGAACGUCUACCGCGACGCCGUCAGCUGCGCGAUGCGGAUGCCGGAGUUGCACAGCCGUGUUGCCUUCAUGUCGCUGUCGUUUGGUUCCGCGAACGACAUCGACCACGGCUCGGAGUCGUUGCGUUGGAUGGGCAAUGCCCGCUUCCAGGUGUAUGGUGGGUACAUGAUACUGCGUGGCCUCAAGCGAUACAAGGGCAUGCUGCGCUACCUGCCGUGGGGGAGCAAGGCUGGCAAGACGGUGGAGAAGCUGCACACACGCUGCAAGAUGCCAUCGACAGAUGACUUUCCGCUCUGCACGAUGCGGGAGAGCUGCCCGCACUGCCGCCAGUAUGUGUUUGUCCACUGCGGCGCUCCGUCGCUCUCCUCAAUUCAAGGCGAUGACACACAUCCGGGCCCAACUCCAAACACCAGCCGAAGCACUGCCCAGCCCAUUAGUGCCGCCGAAGUUCUAGCCCCAUACACGGACCAGCAGUUGCUUGACGAGGACGUUGUGGACUUCAAGGAUGAGCGGCUGCCGUGGGUAACCGUUCGCGGUGAUUUCUGCAUCGCGCUCCUGUGCAACGUGCGGGAUGUGGCGCAGGACAUGCUCAUGGCGCCGUUAGCACACAUGUCGGAUGGCGCCAUCGAUAUAGUCUACUGCCGCGUCGACCCCAUCACGGGCCGCGGAGGGCGGAUGGAGAUGCUGAAGUUCGUUAUAGGUCUGGAAUCGGGUUCACACGUCAACCUCGACUUUGUGAACUACGUAAAGGCGCGCGCCUUGGAGAUCAAGGUGGACGCCGGCAUCUCGAUGUCGGACGGCGAGUUGAUGCCGCUCAGCUCCGUGCGCGUGACGAAGAUGCGCGGCAGCGUGCAGUUCGUGCGCAGUGGGUAG